This is a messenger RNA of Rotaria sp. Silwood1, 345 nucleotides long. The record is from the annotation of a GenBank genome assembly. NCBI's taxonomy places the organism in Eukaryota, Metazoa, Rotifera, Eurotatoria, Philodinida, Philodinidae.
AUGGUGAAUGAUCUUCUAAUUAUUGGUAACAAACUUGUGCCGAAUACGAUUCAGAGAGCAAAUUAUGGUAUGGGCUCAGUUAUGCAAGUUGAUCGACAAGGGGGAUAUUACUAUUCAGCAAGUGUAAGAUCGGAAAUACCGAUCACACGAGUAGCAUUUGUUUUUCUUCCAUCUGGCACAUACUCAUUUAAUGUUGGAACACGAAGUUAUGGAGGUAGUGGACAAUUUCAUAAUGGAAUCGUCACAUUUGAACUGACUCAGUUUGAAAAUGGGAAUUUGGCAUCUGUUGGUGAUUACCAGUUAGUCAAUAUUCCAAAACAAGUGCAAACAUUAGCGACAGAAUAA